Messenger RNA from Prorocentrum cordatum, 612 nucleotides. Lineage: Eukaryota; Dinophyceae; Prorocentrales; Prorocentraceae. The record is from the annotation of a GenBank genome assembly.
AUGCAACAGGUCUUGAACGUUUUGACGGACGAGCAGUUGAUCGUAAACAGGAGCAGUGGCAUCGUUGUCAGCGUGAGCACAGGGGCGUCGGACUUAAUAGGCGGAGGCGCUGUUGGAACACAAGUAUCCCAAUUCGCACACAUCAGUGAUCGUGCCAACAUGGAGCAUCAGUUCAGAACGAGCAGGGGGCAACCCUCGGAUAGCUUCCUAGCCACGCUUCACUACAUGGAUUCAAACGGUAUACCCACGCACGAGUUCGAGGUUCGCAUCAUAAUCUACGAGAUCACCGGGCAUCUUCUGCACAUCGCCCUUCAGCUCGUGGGCGAGGUGAGGCUGUGCCACCUUGGCAAUCGCAGCGCCGAGCAGCCACCGAUGAGCAAUUCGAGCGCCGCUUUGGCCCUGACCGAGGGCCCCUCACUGCAGGGAGAUCGCGCGGCACCAGCUGCGCACCAAGGGCACUGGGGAGAUGGCCAGCAGUCGACAGUCCACGGAGAGGAAGAAGCAGCGGCCGCCGACCACCAGGGCCUCGUCCUGCUGCCCGGACAGGCGAGCAGCGAGUCGUCGGCCGUACACCGAGGGCGCCAGGGCGACGGCGAGACGUCGGGACACUGA